This is a messenger RNA of Symbiodinium sp. CCMP2456, 248 nucleotides long. The record is from the annotation of a GenBank genome assembly. NCBI's taxonomy places the organism in Eukaryota, Dinophyceae, Suessiales, Symbiodiniaceae.
GUAGCAACAUGACUGCCGAUGACCCAGGAGGGAACGGGAGCAACAUGACGGAAGAACCAUCUGUCAACGCGGAUCCUGCUGGUCUGGAGAUCUGGCUGACGAAUAAGACGCACAAGCACGUCAAGCUGCCACCCCUUCCUGUGGAUCCCAUGACCGCUACCUUCAGCUUUGUGGCGGAGUCAGACACCAUUUACACCAUAACAUCGUUGAGCCUGAAUGACACGAUCUUCCGAAGCGAGCCGGCUGAG